AGCGUGACGUCAUGAAUGGUUGUUCCGGAAAAAACAAUCGAAGAAGAAAAAAAGCGGAAAUAAAUUGCUAUACUCGCUUCAAGCGUGUUCAGUAUAUUAGCUGAAAUAAAUCAUCAAAAUGUUGAAAGAGUUGGUGAAAGAGCGACUAAUGGCGGCGGCAGAUGAAAUAUUUGCGCUGUUUGAAAGAGCGAUAGUGUCAUACGAGGAGGAAAUUUCGAGAACAAGAGAGGAAAAGGAGCGACAUCGGCAACAAAUGGAAGCUGUUAGCAAGAGCCAGAUUGUGCUACAAGCUAAAGACGUCCAGCAGCUCAUUAGUCAUCAAGAACAUACUCCUCAUCUGUGGGGCACUUGGGAGCAGGGCCCACGGCCCUCUCACAUUAAAGAGGAAGAGGAUGAACUCUGGAUGACUCAGGAGGGGGAAUGUCUUCUAGGGCUGAAGGAGGCUGAUCUCACCAAGUUGCCAAUGACUGUAGUGUCUGUGAAGACUGAAGACCAUGAAGAGGAAUUUCAAGCAGACAACCUUUUACCUCCACUAUCAGACUGGCAAGACACAGCAUCACACUCUCCUGAGGAUGACACCCAGAGACCCUUGAGCAGUGAUGCAGACUGUGAAGAUGAUAUGAGGAGUCACACUAACUCAAAAGACAAAAAGACGGAUAAAAAACAUUGGACUUGUACAGUUUGUGAUAAAAACUUUUCUAAUAAGGGUCAUUUAAAUCGACAUAUGUUGACACACACCGGCGAAAAACCCUUUUGUUGUUCAGUUUGUGGUCAAAGAUUCCGUCAACAGUCUCAGGUUGCUUCCCACAUGAGAACACACACGGGGGAGAUGCCUUUUCGUUGUUUAGCUUGCGGCCAGAGGUUCUCUCAAAGGACAAACUUGUUGAGCCACGUGAGAACGCACACCGGGGAAAGACCUUUCGGUUGUUCAGCCUGCGGCGAAAGAUUCUCCAUAAAGGCAAAUAUGGUCAAACACAUGCAAACACACGCUGAAGAAAAAACGUGUUCAUGUUCAAUCUGUGGCAAAAUGUUCACUCGGCAGGACACUCUAACGGCGCACAUGCGGACACACACGGGAGGAAAAGCUUUCAGUUGCCCCGUCUGUGGUAAGGAAUUCUCUCAAAAGGUACGUAUGGAAUCGCACAUGUGGACGCACACAGGAGAGAAAGCUUUUAGUUGCUCGGUUUGUGGUCAACGAUUCUCUCGAAAGUCAAACAUGGUAAAGCACAUGAGAGCGCAUGCAGGAGGAACAACAUAUUCCUGUUCACUUUGUGCUAAAACGUUCACUCUGCGCGACAAUUGGACAACACACAUGCGGACACACGAUGGAGAGUAAACAUUUUACUGUGCACGUCACAUGUGAGAAGUCACCUCAAAGACGAUGAUCUUCAAGAUGUGUGUAUGCUAGAUUCCCCCAUGUUAUUGUGCAGCUAAGAACAUUAGCUACAUAAAUCCAUAUUCGAAUUACAAAAAUCGGCUUAUAAGAAAUUCUAUCAAUAUUUCAUUAGAGGUUUUAAAGUUAUUUUUUCACCAUUGAAACUGAUUAAAGUGAUUUUAUUUUCGGCAUAGUAAAACUGUUUAGAUAAAGUCUGAAUUUGUUUAUUUAGCUAUAGAUAGUAUAUUUAUAAUUUUUUAUCAAGGCUUUGGAGUACUUUUACUGCAUUGGAUAUGAUAUAUUUGUAUCUUUUUUAGCAUCUCAUAGCCAGGAUUUCAUCCUGGUUUUCUGUAAUCAAAAUAUGGUGACUACUGUAAUAAUACUUAGGGCUGUCAAAGUUAACUUGCUAUAACGUUAACUAUACAGUUCAAGAACUGCACUAAUAUUUUCAACGGCCAAUUAACGCACACGCGUCCUUUCAGUCCCUGGGGCCGUGCCGUAGCGGGGGAAACUUGGCUAAGUUAGUGAUGAGCCACAAGCGGGAAAAUAGUGAGCUGAGAUGGACAAAGAAAAUACUACAUUAUCGAAAUAUCAGGUUCUGGCUGGCUGAAAUAUUGUGUAAAAAAAAAAGUAUAACAUGAUCUGGUCGAGACCUGAAUUACAUAAUUAUUAGCAGCCUGAAAAUUACAUUUUAUUAAUAGAUAAAGGAGGUUAAACUAUCGCCGUGCAGCAAUAUGAAGACCAUUUACUUGUACAACAUGUAAUGUACUGAAUAUCAGAAGCAUUUAUUCAGGUAGAAAUAUCACAAAUUACAUUAUAAGAUAUCUUUAAAAAUCAAAGCAUGGUUAUAACAACCCACAUUUUGUGUUAUUAACGUGUGGAACUGGUUUUGAAACGUGGAAGUGUAGCUCCUCCUCUGGCUGCAAGUGCUUCGACAGGAACAACAUUUCUGUAUUCUAAAGAAAAACAAAAUCUGGCAAGACACAAACGCUCUGCAGGUAUUUUUUUAGUUUUCAUUAAAAGCGUGUUUGUCCUUUUUUGUUUCGAGCAGUUUUAAACAGCAUUAAGUUUAAAAGACAACUCCGAACAAUGGGAUUAAUCACAAUUAAAUAUUGUAAUUGUUUGACAGCCGUAAUAACAAUACUCUCUGAGCCACACCACCCCGUACUAUACAAGUAUGUCAUGUUUUUGUUUGUAUUGGCUUUUUGCCUGAGGUCCUGUUUGUGCGAUGUUUACAAAGGUGCAUUUGUGUGUUUGUUUGCAUAUGACGGGUUGAAUCAGAAAUGAAUAAAUAUUGAAAUAAUUA
Nerophis ophidion (straightnose pipefish) is the source of this 2681-nucleotide messenger RNA. Its product is annotated as gastrula zinc finger protein XlCGF57.1-like. The record is from RefSeq and is a predicted model, not a curated record. Lineage: Eukaryota; Metazoa; Chordata; Actinopteri; Syngnathiformes; Syngnathidae. The coding region runs from base 119 to 1336 and encodes 405 amino acids. Gene Ontology annotation, cellular component: nucleus. Gene Ontology annotation, molecular function: DNA-binding transcription factor activity, RNA polymerase II-specific; RNA polymerase II cis-regulatory region sequence-specific DNA binding. The transcript is spliced from 2 exons. Gene Ontology annotation, biological process: regulation of transcription by RNA polymerase II.